AUGGAGGCGGCCCAAGAAGCAUCAAUCCUAGCAACGAUUCGAUGUUUACCAGCGAAUUACCGAACCCAAGGCCGUCAGGAAGAAGCGGAAGACGUGCAGAAUGCACUAGAUGAAGCGGGGGAACGGUCGCCUCUCGACUGUAUCACUGUCCUGGGACUGCUCGACGAUCUGGUCGUUACUUACCUCAAACGGGGCCGAUGGAAAGCAGCACAAGACCUUGGGAAGAUCGUGGUGGAAACCCGAACGAGUCUCUUUGGCGAGGAACACCCUUCAACCGUGACCGCUAUGGGUAACUUGACAUCUGCCCACUGGGGCCAGGGCCAUUGGAGUGACGCUGCAGCCCUUGGUUCACGAGUGGUGGAUAUGAGGAAAAGGCUUUUGGGAGAAGAGGACCCACGGACGCUGACGUCAAUGACGAACCUGGCUUCAACCUACAGCAGCCAAGGCCGGUGGAGGGCGGCGGAGGAGCUGGAGAUACAGGUCCUGGAGGCCAAGAGAAGGACGCUCGGGGAGGAACAUCCCUCGACCUUGAGCUCGAUGGGGAAUCUGGCCACCACAUAUGGUAACCUGGGUCGACACAGCGAAGCCGAAAAUCUCGGGAAGCAGGUGAUCAGGGUCAGUAGCAAGGUUCUCGGUGCUUCCCAUGAAUCCACAAUCACAUGGAAGUCAAACUUGGCCUCGACCUACCGCGAUCAAGGUCGACUAAAUCACGCCGAGGAGUUGGAAGUGGAGGUUAUGGAAGCAAGGAUCGCGAGCCAGGGACCCGAUCACCCGCUGACUCUGACGGCGAUGGCGAACCUCGCGUCGACCUAUCGAGAUCAGUGCCGAUGGGCCGACGCAGCAGGUCUCGAGAAGCAGGUAGUGGAGACGAGCAGGCGAACGCUUGGCAACGACCAUCCCCAGACCCUGAUGUCGAUAUGCAAUCUCUCCUUAACGUACCGUGGUCUAGGCUUGUUAACUGACGCUGAGCAUCUGGGAAUCGACGCUUGGACAGCUAUGAAAGCAGUGCUUGGGGAACAGGACCUGCUCACGCUCAUAGCUAUGACUAACCUCGCAUUGACAUAUCACAGCCAGGGACGGUUGAACGACGCUGAGAGUCUGACUCUGGAAGCGCUGGAAAAGAUGCAGAAUAUCCUCGGCUCCGACCAUCCUCAUACUCUCACGGCAAUGGCGAAUCUUGUGACCAUAUAUGAGGGCCAAGGAAGAUGGGAGACUGCGGCGCAGCUGAAUGAGCAAGUGGUCAGAAGGAGGAGGAGUACACUGGGUGAUCAGCAUCCACAUACACGUGCUUCGAUGGAAGAUCGGCUGAUGAUCUACCGGGUCAAUAUCGCGGAUGAAAUGGCAUAA
Messenger RNA from Aspergillus thermomutatus, 1347 nucleotides. RefSeq lists its product as uncharacterized. The transcript has a single exon. The coding region runs from base 1 to 1347 and encodes 448 amino acids. Gene Ontology annotation, molecular function: protein binding. The record is from RefSeq and is a predicted model, not a curated record. Lineage: Eukaryota; Fungi; Ascomycota; Eurotiomycetes; Eurotiales; Aspergillaceae.